Molecule: messenger RNA, 456 nt
Organism: Fomitiporia mediterranea MF3/22
Lineage: Eukaryota; Fungi; Basidiomycota; Agaricomycetes; Hymenochaetales; Hymenochaetaceae
Exons: 2
Coding region: 1-456 (151 amino acids)
Source: RefSeq, a predicted model, not a curated record
AUGCUGCACCGUUCAUUCGGCGUAUUUAUGGUCGUUUCUCCCGACAGCAAAACGGCCCAAUCUAUUUUCGUCCUCGUCAAUUCUGGGACUAUUCGGGCAGACUUCGGAACUUUUGUCCCACAAAUCCGCCACUAUCAACACAUCCCUUCACACUUCAGGGGGAAAAUAUCACAGCUGCAUUAUGCUUUAUUCUGGGUUUUAGACUCCUACGUACCACCGCUUGUUUCGCGGCAAUCUCGGGAUGGACACAUCUUAAUACUAAACUUUAGCCGUUAUUUCCGAGGAAAUACUCCAAGAAUGCGUAGUCCGUAUGCUCGUCAACUUCUCGAAGACCGGAAAUCCGUGUGCGGGCAAUCUCCAUACCCGACCAGAGUCCUCGCGCGACUUCACGGGCCGCAACAAACAUUCCACUCGAAAGCCUCGCUGGCACCAGAGCACGAAUGCAUUUCAAUAUGA